Messenger RNA from Lacerta agilis (Sand lizard), 2797 nucleotides. RefSeq names its product protein-L-isoaspartate (D-aspartate) O-methyltransferase domain containing 1 (gene PCMTD1). Gene Ontology annotation, cellular component: cytoplasm. Lineage: Eukaryota; Metazoa; Chordata; Lepidosauria; Squamata; Lacertidae. The transcript is spliced from 9 exons. Gene Ontology annotation, biological process: protein modification process. Bases 429 to 1526 code for a protein of 365 amino acids. Gene Ontology annotation, molecular function: protein-L-isoaspartate (D-aspartate) O-methyltransferase activity. The record is from RefSeq and is a predicted model, not a curated record.
CGUCUCCGCCCCCUGAGAAGUGGGCGCCUGAGGGCUUUCCUUCCCCGGCCCCGCUACCCCUCACACUCACGCCAAAGCUUUCCUCUCCCUUUCCCCCUUCGGGAUCCAGAGGACACUGCGGAUGGUAAUUCUGUGAUGAUGAUACUUGCAGAAAAAUACAGCCAAGGAAAGAUAGGCCAGAAGGCUUUUUCCUAGAACUACCUUUUUUUUCUAGUGGCAGAUAUUGAAGGGCGUAAGGGAACAAAUUAUCACUGUCGGAAGAAAAAUUAUUUGUGGGCUCUGUAUUGCUGCAUUUUGGAAGACUGUAAGGAUCCUCUUGCAAAGCAGUAUUGAACCUGACAGGAUUUGAUUCCCUUCUACAUGGAAACGUCAAACAAGGGCCUGCCAAUGUUUUGCCGAAGUUAAUUGAAUUGUUAUAGAAAAUCAUCAUGGGAGGAGCUGUGAGUGCAGGAGAAGACAAUGAUGAUUUAAUUGAUAACUUGAAAGAAGCACAGUAUAUUCGCACUGACAGAGUGGAGCAAGCCUUCAGAGCUAUUGAUCGUGGUGACUACUACCUGGAAGGCUAUAGGGACAAUGCAUAUAAAGAUUUGGCUUGGAAGCAUGGAAAUAUACAUUUAUCAGCCCCUUGCAUUUAUUCUGAAGUCAUGGAAGCUUUGAAACUUCAGCCAGGAUUGUCUUUUCUUAAUCUGGGUAGUGGAACCGGCUAUUUAAGCACAAUGGUGGGAUUGAUAUUAGGCCCUUUUGGAAUAAAUCAUGGAAUAGAACUUCAUCCAGAUGUGGUGGAAUAUGCCAAGGAAAAACUGGAGAGCUUCAUAAAAUAUAGUGAUAGUUUUGAUAAAUUUGAAUUUUGUGAACCUGCCUUCGUAGUUGGCAACUGCUUGCAAAUCUCAUCAGAUAGUCAUCAAUAUGACCGGAUUUACUGCGGAGCUGGUGUACAAAAAGACCAUGAGAACUACAUGAAAAUAUUAUUGAAAAUUGGAGGCAUUCUAGUUAUGCCUAUUGAAGAUCAGAUAUCAAAGGGCUUUUCUACGCUAACCCAAAUACUGAGAACUGGACAAAAUACUUGGGAAAGCAAAAACAUCCUUGCUGUUUCAUUUGCUCCACUUGUGCAGCCAAGCAAGAGUGACAGCAGCAAAAAUGAUACUGUGGGACUUCCCCCCUGUGCUGUUAGGAAUCUACAGGACCUGGCGCGGAUCUACAUUAGGCGCACUCUUAGAAACUAUAUAAAUGAUGAGUUGCAAGCCAAGGGUAUUAUUCCAAAACCCCCACCAAAACGCAAACGCAGACGGUGCCGUAGGCGCAGGAUUAACACCUAUGUGUUUGUAGGAAACCAGCUCAUUCCUCAGCCUCUAGAUAGUGAAGAAGAUGAAAAGAUGGAAGAAGACAACAAAGAAGAGGAUGAUAAAGAUCACAGUGAAGUCUUGAAGCCAGAAGAACCCCCAAUAAAUUUAUUGCGGGAAAGAAUUAUGAGUCUACCACUUCCUGAAUCUCUAAAAUCGUACUUGACAUACUAUAGAGAAAAAUAAUUUGUUUUAAGUAGAUGUGAUAAUGCCUACUUGAUAGAUCCAUUAUUCUUGAAAUGUAGCAUUUACUAAGAAAAACAUGGACAGAUUUCAGUAGUCUUUCAGUAAGACUAAAGUGCAGUGAUAAAAUGAAACAUAACUUGUCUUAACUUUGCUACAAGGACUUGCACUUAGCAGUAAACUCCUAUUUUCAAUUCAUUUUUGGUUACCUUUUGAAAAAUGCUCUUUUAACUCUGGUAGAAAUAUAUUCCAAAGCAGAAUACCGCACUAAUUAAGAGUUUGCAUGUGAUAAAUCUCUUUUCCGCUCUGACAAAUUUGUAUUUAUGAGAGUUGGUGAAAUUUUAUAUGUGUGAAUAAUUGAAUGACUACAUUCAGACAUCAAAUGAGAACUGCCUGCAUUAAUUCUCUGGAGGAAGUUUUUGAACAUUCGGGCAGUUCAUCUCAUAUUGAAUUGGAAAUCUUUAUUUUUGCCACGGCUGUAUCACAAUCAUUGUUACUGUGUUGAUAUGAAUGUAUUCCAAGGAAUACAUGAGUGCAAUAACUGUGUGCAGACACUGAAUGAGCUGGCUUUAAAGAAAUAUGAACAUUCAAGUUCAAAAAUGUCACUAGGCCCUGCUACACUUUAUUUUAUAUAUUCUCUUGCCAAAAGAUCUCAAGAAAAGUGACUGCUUCUCUUUCAGAGCCUUAAAAAAACUUUUGUUGACUAUAUAAAUUUUUUAAAAAUAUAAUACAACCCUGUUUCUUUAACACCAGCCGAUGAUAGUCAACAAUUUCUCAGACGUUCCAGCAUUUAUGAAUAAGCAUUUAGUUUCUUUUUUAAAGUUCAUGGUACAGAAAGCAUAUUUCAUAUAUUAAAGAUUGUAAUUUAGGUUUCAACUAUUUACUACUUUAUAGAGUAGAAUAUGUAAAAAGAUUAGCUUGUAUUGCUUAUUUGCAUAGCUGUAAUAGUAGGAUUUUUUUUAAGAAAAAAGGUUAAGCAGGUGCACUUUAAGUGGAAUCUGUACUUAUUUAUCUUUGAUAAGACAAGGCAUUCAGUUCCUACAUUUGCUAUUGAUACUCUUCCUUUUGGAAAUUAUUAGUAGCAUUGCAAGCUUGUGUGCUUACAUUGCUUGACUAUGUUCCAUCUGCCAGCCCCCUGCUUCACUGGUUUAUUUAAUGGCAUUGCUUGAAGGGGUUGGUUUUAAAAAAAAAUUGCAUGAUGGACUAUGUAAUUUUCACUAGCUUUAUAAUUUAGUGUAAAAUAUCAAUGAAAUAAAAUGGAGCUCAAGAUAUGC